UGGCACCUCCUCCCAACUAGUGAAAGAACAACAAAAAAGUCACAGCAUCUGGAGAUUUGCAGAGCUGAAAAAGCACACGAGCAGCGUCUUUGAGAAGAGAGAGCUCCGGAUAGCCCUUCUUCAAUUUGUCGACACAAGGAGUCGUCACCAUGGGAAAGUUCCUGUUGACCUGCUCAAUCGUGAUUCUCUUCAUUUUGCUUCAGACGGAGGAGAUUGUCUCCAUUUCUAGAAAAGGAAGCGGUAGACUAAGCAGCAGCAGCAGCCGGAAGUCAAGUCGACCUAGCAGACCUGUCAAGCCUGCAGAGAAACCCAGAAGACCCGUCCACUCUGAGAAGAAGCCUGAUAAUCCUGCAAGGCGUCCUCCGAGCCACCCAAUCCCUCCUCCAUAUAAUCCUGCAUAUCCACCCCAUAAUCCCGCCAUCCCACAAAAUCCAGGACGCCUUCCACUUUAUCCUGUCAACCCUCAAAAUCCUGCCCACCCCCCAAAUUACCCUGUUAACCCAAGGAAUCCCCCUCCAUACAACCCUGCCCAUCCCCCAAAUAAUCCUGUUAAUCCAGGGAAUCCCCCACCAUACAACCCUGCCCAUCCCCCAAAUAAUCCUGUUAAUCCAGGGAAUCCCCCUCCAUACAACCCUGCCCAUCCCCCAAAUAAUCCUGUUAAUCCAGGGAAUCCCCCUCCAUACAACCCUGCCCAUCCCCCAAAUAAUCCUGUUAAUCCAGGGAAUCCCCCUCCAUACAACCCUGCCCAUCCCCCAAAUAAUCCUGUUAAUCCAGGGAAUCCCCCUCCAUACAACCCUGCCCAUCCCCCAAAUCCUGUUAAUCCAGGGAAUCCCCCUCCAUACAACCCUGCCCAUCUCCCAAAUUACCCUGUUAAUCCAGGAAAUCCCCCUCCAUACAACCCUGCCCAUCCCCCAAAUUACCCUGUUAAUCCAGGGAAUCCUCCUCCAUACAACCCUGCCCAUCCCCCAAAUUACCCUGUUAAUCCAGGGAAUCCCCCUCCAUAUAACCCUGCCCAUCCCCCAAAUUACCCUGUUAAUCCAGGGAAUCCUCCUCCAUACAACCCUGCCCAUCGCCCAAAUAAUCCUGUUAAUCCAGGGAAUCCUCCUCCAUACAACCCUGCCUACCCACAUCCGGUUAACCCCCAAAACCCAGCACAUCCUCCCCCAUAUCCGGUCAACCCUCAAAAUCCAAGACAUCCUCCCCCCUAUCCGAUCAACCCUCAAAAUCCUGGGUAUUUCCCACACCAACCGUAUAACCCCCAAAAUCCUCAAUGGAACCACUAUAAUCCCAAGAUCUGGAAGCCCAAGCAGCCCAAGACUAAGAUGAAGCAUGUGGCUGGAGCGGCAGUUGCAGGUGCAGCAGCAGGAGCUCUUGGAGGCUACUUUCUGGGACGUGCCAUGUCUAAUCUGCAUUUUCGCUUUAACAACCCGAACGAGGAGCGCUGGUGGUACGAAAAUCGCCAUCGUUAUUCGGAUCGCGUGUACUAUCCCCAGUACAUCGAGCCUGUUCCACAAGAUAUCUUUGUGAGAGACUGUGUGAAUGUCACAGUGAAAGAAUAUGUCGAGCCCACUGGGAAUAAAACAGAGGACGAGAUGGAAGCCAAGGUGGUGACGCACGUGGUCAGGGAAAUGUGCAUCGAGCAGUAUCGUACUUUCUCCAGCUCCCAAGGAGGAGGCAGUUCCAGGCCUCACGGUGGCAACCCAGCGGACCCGAAGCCAAAGGGUGAUGAAGUGAAAUAUAUUGUGGGGGAACCUGUUGUGGAAGAUCCUGAGAGCUACAUCUUAGGCAGCCCCAUAGCCAAGAUGUAUUUUCGUUUUAAUGACAGUGAGGAGGAACGAUGGUGGAGUGAAAACCGCCACCGUUUUGCCACCCAUGUUUACCACCCAAACACUAGCCAGCCAGUUUCAAGGGAGGCUUUCUUGAGUGAGUGUGUAAACGUCACUGUAGGAGAGUACGUGAAGCCCAUUGGAAACCAAACCGAGGAUGAAUUGGAAGCCAGAGUGGUCACACAGCUUGCCAAUGAAAAAUGCAUGGAGAUGUAUCCCCGCUUCACUGGUCUCACAACGGGAGGCAGCUACUAUAAUCAUAAACCAGAGACUACACUGGAGUUCAAACGUGAGUUCAAAUAUCAAGAAGGAGCAGCUCCCGGAGGAGCCAGUGGACACACUCUCCCUAACAAUGCUGUGUCUGAUUUGCAUGUCUCCUUUGAAAAUGUUUUGCUCCUUGUUCAUCCUUUUGCAGCUUCAGUCCUUUCCUUAAUCACUCCUUUCCUGAUCUUCUAAGGGCUACGCUUCCUAAGUCUCUAUCAUGGUUGCUGUUCACUUAUCAGAGGUCUGGAAGAUCUCUCUCUCCCCAGCAAGAAUUUAGUUGUGGUUUUAUGCUUUUCUGGAGACUGCAUCAGUUCAGUACAAUGGGGUAAAGAGAUGCAAUACAUGUGAUACCUAUGAAUGAAUUCCAAUUGCCAUCAAUCAAUCAAAAGUGAUUCCUUUUUUUGUAUUGACUGUCAAGUCUAAUUUAAGGUGGAGACAGUGGAUAAUUCCCUCCAUUCCUGUUGCCUAGAUCCCUCAGUGGGACCUGCUCAGUUUUUUCAGGAAAUAUUUUAACAGUUCAAAUGAUAGUAGAAGUUGCUUUUGAGAUGGAUGGAUGGAUGGAAAGAAGGGAAGGAAGGAAGGAAGGAAGGAGACUUCUGGAGUUAUUUAAAUGAAUACAUCAAGAUUUGAAUUGAAGAUUCUAUUCAGACACACGUCAAGUCCAACCUUGGAACCAAAUUGACUUUCUGAACAGUUGGGAUCGAGCAACUGAAUAGGUUUGGAUGUGGGCUUUUUUUGACUAUCUCCAAAAUAGCUUUCCUCUAAUGGGAGCUGAUAAUUCCAACACGUAUCUGAUUAAUCAACCAUUUUUGCUGAGUGGUGAAAGCUGUCACACACCUCAUAACAGAGGCAGGCAACAUUUGGUGGCAAACAUGAUUUACAACGUCGGGUCUGACGCCUGCAAACUUGCUGCUGAAGAAAACCGUGCCAUCUGGAUAGGCUGCAAAUGUUGAGCUGAACACUUUUUUGAAAACUUUCUUUUAAAAUUAUGAUAUACUUUUAUUAGAGCAUUUCCCACAGGUUCCUAUCUCACUAUGGUGGAAAGCUGAACUAUCCCUUUUCAGCAAUUGUGGAGGGGAUGGGGGGUGGGGUUCAAGAGUUGCAGAAAGAAGACUUGAAGUCACUUGUGGCCCUGGGGCAGCAGGGCCCCCUGCCUGAUAAACUGUUUUUGUGCCUUCUUUGUUUAAACUGUUAUCCCUACCCUUAAAUAUGACUGGGAAGUUUCGUCCAAUCAUUAGUAAUUUGUAGGCUGAGAAUACUGUUUGGAAGCCACAUGGUGCCAUGUUGUUUUCCAUUCUUUGGUUUCCUUGACCUCUUAAUGAAUGCCUGGGUGGGUUUAAAAUCUAGUUGUCUAUGGAGAUUUUCAAUCAUCCAGGUUAUGGUUGUCUACAAGGUCCUUUUUUUUUUUUCCCCCAAAAGGCAACUGGACUUUCUUGUUUUCUUCUUUAAAAACAUUUCACUUCUCAUCCAAGAAGCUUUUUUUCAGUUCUUAUACAAGAAGCUCCUUGGAUGAGAAGCAAAAUGUUUUCAAAGGAAAAAAAACAAGGAAGUUUAGUUGCCUUUUGAAAAAAAAAAAAAGCACAUUUGGAGUUAAACUCUAAUUCUAUCUUUAGGAUUGUUUUUUUUUUCCCAUGCUGUGAUAGUUGUCACAAAUCAGAAGUGGAAAGAGACUUGGCUUGGAUUGAAAUUAUGCCACAAUUGAGUUAGUUACAAUGGGGCAUCAAUCCAACAAAUGCAUAAAUAUGUAAAUAAAUAAAUUUGGGUUCUUAAGAUGACAUCAGGACUAUGUGCUUCUUCCCUUGAAACAAAGGAUGUGGUUGGAUUUAUUCCAUUUUCCUUCCAGCCCUGUGAUUCUCAAAGGGAGUCUCUUUGAGAAAAGAAAUGCUGUAUAAUUAGCUUGGCUUAAAUUCUGAAGAUGGAUUCCCAUCAUGAAAAACUGUCUUCUUUAAAUAUGAUACAAAGAAUUUUUUUUUACCAACCCUUGAUAAGCAAUGUGUUGAUAAACACUGCUUGGACCUUCUUGCUUGACUUCUCAGUGGGUGUGGUUAAGCUAGUAAGACUAGUGAGCAAGCACAAAGCUUCUUUUAUCUCUGAAUUUGGAUCUUGCCUCAAUUCAUCGGAAAAAGGUCAGAAACAUAAAUUUCAAGUUAGGUUUAGCAUCUGUUUUGUUAAAGAAAUAAGAAAUCCUGAAGGCUAGUUGGGAUAUAACACAGUGUUUGUGUUUCUGUUUAAUUUUCCUUCUUUGUGUAAUGGAAGGAGCUGUGCAAGAACACCUGGGAAGUCUAUUUGAGCAUCAGUGUUACGAACAAAAAGCUAGAAUUUUAAACUAUUUUGGUUAUUCAUUACACUCUAACACGCUCUGUAUGAUACAUAGUGCUCAGAUUUUAUUUCCAUGUAGAAUGUUGAUUGCCUAAUGUUCCAACACAAAAUUUAUUUGAAGAUUACUUGUUAAGUGCUUUGACUUGCUAAUCUCCAUUUACUCUUCUCAUCCUUUCUGCUAAACUGCCAAAUAAAACUGUGGCCUAUAUAACACCAAAAUAGAUCUGUUGGCCUUGUAUUUGGUCCUUGUUUGCAAAGCCACUGUCAACGCUGCUAACAUCGGA
Messenger RNA from Crotalus tigris (Tiger rattlesnake), 4693 nucleotides. Its product is annotated as extensin-like. Gene Ontology annotation, biological process: protein homooligomerization. The transcript is spliced from 3 exons. Bases 150 to 2282 code for a protein of 710 amino acids. The record is from RefSeq and is a predicted model, not a curated record. Lineage: Eukaryota; Metazoa; Chordata; Lepidosauria; Squamata; Viperidae. Gene Ontology annotation, cellular component: membrane.